Molecule: messenger RNA, 336 nt
Organism: Dibothriocephalus latus
Lineage: Eukaryota; Metazoa; Platyhelminthes; Cestoda; Diphyllobothriidea; Diphyllobothriidae
Source: the annotation of a GenBank genome assembly
AUGGAGGAAUGUCAGUUACCACAAAUUUGUGUCGAAAGAACGCUUGCUAUCAUCAAACCAGAUGCAAUCGAUCAGGAAGAUGAGAUUGAGGAAAUAAUAAUGAGGCAUGGAUUUACAAUCACACAAAAACGAAAAGUUCGACUUUCACCAGAACAAGCCACUGAAUUCUUUGCCACUCAAGUCGGACAACCUAAUUUUCCAACGCUUGUUCAAUAUAUGAGCAGUGGUCGAAUUACAGUUUUUGUUCUUGCGAAAGUAAAUGCAGUCGCUGAUUGGAAAGACAUUGUUGAAUAUAGUCCACAGGAUGAAAAGCAAAAGGGAUGUGUCGAAAAGUAA